Strongylus vulgaris is the source of this 234-nucleotide messenger RNA. NCBI's taxonomy places the organism in Eukaryota, Metazoa, Nematoda, Chromadorea, Rhabditida, Strongylidae. The record is from the annotation of a GenBank genome assembly.
AUGGCAUUCGAUAACACCAUCGAUGAUUGCUUGAUUCGAUUUGCGGCGCCUGAAAAGGACAAGGAAUCGACAGCAAUGUUCAAAGCAUCGGAGAAAACCAAACUCGCUCUUACCUGCCCUGCUAGAAGCGAAUCUUGUCCUCAGUUGCAAAAUCAAUGCCAACCCUUGAACGUUUCCGGCUCAUAUUUGUCAACAGAACAGGAGUUGGUUGAGCAAUUAUCGCAUCAUCGCUGA